Molecule: messenger RNA, 501 nt
Organism: Eremomyces bilateralis CBS 781.70
Lineage: Eukaryota; Fungi; Ascomycota; Dothideomycetes; Eremomycetales; Eremomycetaceae
Exons: 1
Coding region: 1-501 (166 amino acids)
Source: RefSeq, a predicted model, not a curated record
AUGCAGACAUCCACCGAUAAACAGAAUCAGCAGCCAAAGAGCUCUGGAAUCAAAGAGAUUCUCAAGAAAUUGGUCGACACUCAACAGUCAUCGCUCAAGGUUCUUGACCAGAUGGAGGUGCGGGUUGGGCGUAUCGAAGCGCAGGUUGGGCGGCUAAAAGCGCAGGUUGACCGUAUUGAGGAAGAGCAGUCUGAGCAGAGGCAUGCUCAGAAUUGGCGAGAUCGUGAUGCGCAGAUUGAGCGUAAUGUCGAUACACAGAUGAGGCGUACUAUGAAUGCGCAAGUUAGCCGUAUCAAUGCGCAGGUUUGCCGUGUUGAUGUGCAGGUUAGCCGUAUUGGGCGUUCUGUUGAGUCUCUGAAGAGACAGAAAUUGGAACUACCUCUUCGGGAAAGCCAGGAUGUGAAGAUGGAUACGGAAUUCAAGACACCGGAUAAGGAGCCGAACGAGGAGAUGGACGAUGAAAUGGACGAGAACCCCGAUCCGCUUUGGGAGGUUGUGUGA